UUGGCACUCUUGGCAGUCCGCCGUCGACCAUUGCUGUCAGCUGGACGAUCCCGUCAGAUGGUGUCGUGAAUCCUGUAAAAUCACAUCGAUCGGUGCGCGACGGAGCCAGAGUCAAGAUGAGCGGUGGUAUGCCAGAGCUGGGCUCGAAGAUCAGCUUGAUCUCGAAGGCGGAUAUUCGGUAUGAGGGUCGGCUGUUCACCGUCGAUCCGCAGGAAUGCACGAUCGCCCUGGCUAACGUGCGCUCCUUUGGCACGGAAGAUCGAGAAACUCAACUUCCCGUGGCACCACAAAAUCAAGUGUAUGAGUAUAUCCUAUUCCGUGGAUCGGACAUCAAAGAUAUCAGAGUUGUCAACAAUGUUAGUUCUAUUCCCAAUGAUCCGGCAAUCGUGCAGAUGACAGUGCAGCCAUCUAUGGGCCAGCAAUCGUAUCAACCGCAGCCUAGCUAUGGUCAUCCGAUGAUGGGCCAGAUGGGCCCAAUGGGAGGGCAAUACGGAGCCCCCUAUGGCAUGGGUAUGGGUGCGAUGGGCCCGGUAAUGGGAAUGCCAACCGCAGCUAGAGAUCCUCGCGGAGCUAUGAAUAAACAGCCAAGUGAGUUGAGCUUGGGCUCUACUGAACCCAUCUCUAUUUCAAACUCACUGCCAACGGCCAAUAUCGACCCAUUACCAAAAGAUCAAUCUCUGGAAGAUGGUGUACUAGAUCUCAUUAGUGGUGGUUCCCGUUCUACCACUCCUACAUCAUCCUUGUUGACAAGAAAAAGUCCAACUAUGGAUCAAGGUAUUCAAGUAGGACACGAACAACAGCAGCAGGGCAAUAACAUUGGCAAAUUGAAUGACAAGACAAAUAUCAGAACCGUCCAACCGCCUCGUCGAGAUCAUGAUAGUCAUGGAGGUACCAAGAACAACGCGGGUAUGUCUCAAUAUAAUGAUACGAAGAGGGACAUGAUGAAGCAAGAUGGACAAAAUCAAGGUCAUACGCAAGGUGGUCGAGGCAAUCGCGGUGGUUGGGUAAAUCGUGGCAACAUGAGAGGUCGAGGAGGUCGAGGAGGACGCGGUGGAUUCCGUGCGAAUCAAAUGAACAAUACUGGUGCCAAGCCUAAGAACAAUGAAAGAACACUGAAGUUUGAAAACGACUACGAUUUCGAACAAGCCAACACUCAGUUCGAAGAAUUGAGAUCGCAAUUAGCGAAAACGAAGAUCGAUGGUGCUGAAAAUGAGAAAAAAGAUGAUAGUGGAAAUGAAACAGGUGCUGGUGAAGGCGAACCCGAGGAGGAACCUGAAAUUGUUCAUUAUGAUAAGUCGAAAUCAUUCUUUGAUAAUAUUAGCUGUGAAGCUGUUGAAAGAAGUAAAGGACGAUUCCAACGUACGGAUUGGAGAACGGAACGAAAGCUAAAUUCAGAAACGUUCGGUGUGGCUUCCACGAGACGCGGGGGAUUCCGCGGCCGUGGUUACUACAAUCGCGGAAUGGGAGGCAUGUACAGAGGCAGUGGCGGUGGCAAUAACGCUGGAUUCCGCGGUGGCUAUCGAGGUAGCAGGGGUGGUAAUCGCAAACCUAACCAAUUACAGAAUAACACGGGCAGUCAAAAUCGUGCGACCAACGAACAAUCUGCCUCUCAGUCGCAAGCAAAUGUUAUUUAAAUAAAAAAAGAAUGUAAUUUGUCACCGGUAUGGCGUGAAAAAAAGAAUAAAAUAUGCCGGGGGAGAAUAAGCGAUGCGCUGCUAAGUAUACAACUAUAGAUUUAAGAUUUUUACAAUAUGUGCUCUACCGUUAUGGACUGAUUUGGGUUAGAAUUUGGCAGUCGAAUAACAAGACACACGGCCGGAUUAAAUGUAGAUUAUAUUAUAUAACUGAGCGCGCGUUUGCAAUCGCCAAACCGGUGGUUACGAUGUUAGAUGACAAGAAUCGCACAUAUGGACGUUGCUGGCGCAUAUGACUUUUGCAUCGAUAUUUUGCGGCUAGAUGAUCGAAGAAGGUACUUUUAAAGACAAAUUUUCUUACUGCUUAGUCGACAAUGAUCACGAUGAAUUGACGUUAAAAGGAUAGAACGUUUUUGUCAUAGGAAAGUGAAGUCGAUUAUGAUCAGAACGUUUUUUGUUCUUUUUUAUAUUAAUACUUACAUGGAUUCAGAUAUCUGGAGUUAGACAGAGAAAUUACUAUUGAGGGGGCUAGUCGUUUUACUUGAAAUAUAUCUGUUAAUAAAAAUUCUUAAUGAAAUAAUCUGAAACGCGAACAAUAAUGUAUUUGUUUGUAGUUAGGAAAACAAAUUGUACAAUUCGAUCGUGAUCAUUAUUUAGUCCGGUUUUCUCAAGACUUGACUAUAAAAAUAAUUAUGGAAUGGCUUUAUGGUGAUGGUGACUUGAUUAAUAUUGGUCGUUAUGGAAUAGCUGGUUUGUAUCCGUAUAUCGGAAGUGAAUGGCAACACAGACGUGCAUAAAAGUACUUUCUCGUCAAAGUAUGUAAAAAUCGAUUGUAUCUAAUUGCAUUUGUCAAGAAUAGGAAUAUUGUGAGGUAUAUAGUACAAGGUAAAUCCGAUAAAAAUGCUAUUUUUUUCUUUUAUUUUGGUUUUUUGAAUGUACGCAGACAAAGUUUUUCGCAAGUCCUCGGUAGUUCACAUAAAAACGUAUGAUUUUAUUGAGGCGGAUAAAUAUAAAGUGAAAAAUAAGCGCGAGAGCUAGUUUGUAUAACAAAUUUUUGUAUUACUAAAUUAUAUUAAAGCCCGCCUAUUUUUUCUUUGCAAGAUCUGCAUCUAGAAUUAUGGAAAAUAUAAGCGUCUUAUUGUAAGUAACUAAGUUCUAAAUCAUGUUACAUAAUUAUCAUCGUGUUCUGCAAUUAAGGAUUCCUCGAUUGCUCUCAUAUGCAUAUAAAAUAAUCUUAAUUAAUACAAUUAUAAGACUACAAUUAUAAUCAGUGAUUAACUAUAUCAAACUUACAAUUUAUAUAUGAUAGUUAUUAAAAUUAUGUUUUUUUUUCCAAAAACAUUUGUAUUUCUGUCAGAAAACAGUAUUUUGUUCAAAAACAUUUGUAUUUUUGUCAGAAAACAGUACAAUGUUUUUUUCCAUUUUAACUCCAAACUAUAAUACACAUACAUCUUUAAUGGAGAACUCGUAUUCAAUAUACAUGUAUACAGUGCGAAAUAUAUUUAAAUAAUAAUUUAUUAUUAAAUGAUAAUUAUUUCCAUUAAAUUAUGUGAAAUAACGAAUAUACAUGUAUAUUUAAAUUAAAGCAAUUAGUCUUUUUUUUUUUCUUGCAUAAAUUUAUUUAAAAUAAUACUUGAAAUGUUUUAUAUAAGCAAAGUGUGCGUCACGCAAAUUCGAAAGUUUGUGGCAAAUUUUCAGAGCGUUAAAUAAUUUAAUUAUAAAUAAUAAGAAUAAUUUACUUAUCAUAAUCUUGAUUGUAAUCAGUUAUGCUCUCGAAGAAUCCUUGUGGAUGCAACGAUGCUGCGCGUAGAAUUGUGUUAAAUGGCGAUGCGUGUAAGAUUAGAAGCAUGAUAAUAUCCUUAAAGAUAUAAGACGUGUGGAAGAAGCAGAAUAAGAACAUUAUUUGCGAACUAUUAUUUUUCUAUGGCUCGUACGGAGUCCCCAAACUCAUACAGAUAUUAUAUACAUACACACAUAACACAUACGUACGCAACUUGAGAUUUAAAUAACUGAUAUAAGCAAACCUCCAAUAAACUAUCAGAAAAAUGCAGAGUGAGGUAAAAACAGAAAUAUAGGACUAAAAACAAAGUAAGCGAGUAGAAAAAUGUGAGUAAAUUUAACUUUUAAGUUUGAUGUCCUGAGCAUGUGAAAAAGAAUUCAUAAUGUACGCGAGAAUGGAUUUUUGUUUUGUACAGCGGAUAUAUUGUGAUUUCCGAUGCUGAAUAAUACUGAAAUGAUGAAAUAACGACGUCGUCGUAUCAUUUCCGAUCUUUCCUACACAAUACUUUUCAAUAAUCGAGUAAAAUGGUCCUGUUUCUUCAAGUUGUAAUAUCAACACGUAGAUCGUCUAUCCCCUCUCCAUGUUUUUUCUUCAUCGAAUGUGCAAAAAUGUGAGAAAUAAUGGUUUACGAAUUUAAAUGCUAGAUUACGUGAAUUUUAAAGACCGACUCAAGAUAUGAGAGAUGGGUGUAGAUUUGCGCGGUU
This is a messenger RNA of Monomorium pharaonis (pharaoh ant), 4118 nucleotides long. It is a transcript of the gene tral, whose product is annotated as protein LSM14 homolog A. The record is from RefSeq and is a predicted model, not a curated record. The transcript is spliced from 7 exons. Gene Ontology annotation, cellular component: P-body. The coding region runs from base 117 to 1634 and encodes 505 amino acids. Gene Ontology annotation, molecular function: mRNA binding. Gene Ontology annotation, biological process: P-body assembly; cytoplasmic stress granule assembly. Lineage: Eukaryota; Metazoa; Arthropoda; Insecta; Hymenoptera; Formicidae.